AUGGCGAACCCGUUCGCCCCGGCGGGGGGCUCUCCGUUUGGCGCGGCGCAGCCGGCGUCCCCUUUCGGCGCCACGUCCGCCUUCGGCGCGUCCGCAACUCCCGCCAGUCCGUUCGGCCAGGCGGGCACAUCACUCUUUGGCGGAGGGGCGGCAACAGGAAGCGUGUUCGGCGCGACUUCUGCGCCCGCCUUCGGCGCGACGUCCGCGCCUGCUUUCGGCGCAGCGGCGUCGACUCCAGCGUUUGGGUCCACGGCUUCACCUUUUGGCGGCGGAUCAUCUUCUCCUCACUCCUUCGCUUAUUCUUCUUUUCUCCCACGCUACCUCACGCCAACAGGCUCGUCGCUGUUCGGGCAGCAGCAGAAGCCAGCAGCGUUCGGCACGUUUGGGCAAACCCAGGCCAGUCCCUUCGGAGCGCCCGCUUUCGGCCAGCAGUCCCAGCCGGCGUUUGGAGCAGGCGGGGCGUUCGGCUCCACCGCCACAACGCCUACCUUCGGCGCCGCCACUGGCGCCGCGCCCGCGUUCGGCGCCGCCGCUCCCGCCUUCGGCGCGUCCGCGCCCGCGUUUGGCGCGACCGCGACGACGCCCGCGUUCGGCGCGGCGAGCGCGCCAGCGUUCGGGGCGACGGGGGGGCUGUUCGGGACGACGGGCACGUCCGCGUUCGGCGCUGCGUCCGCGCCUGCUUUCGGCAGCCUCUCGCCGCCCAGCUUCGGAGGUACGCGUGCCCGCCUCGCCUCUGCUGCCAUGCCCUUCCUCUCCCACCCACUCCCCAAUAUCCACCCCCCCAUCCUCCUCUUCCCCCUCCGCGCCUGCUGUCGGCAGCCUCCCGUCACCCAGCUUCGGAGGUACACGUGCUGUUCUCCAGCCCCUGCUGCCAUGCCCUUGCCAAAUUCUCCUGUCCUCGCGGCCUUGUCCAAUCUAUCUCUGCUCCCUCUACCCCUCCCCAAUGACUCUCCCCCUUCUCUCACCCCCCCUUCCUCCCCCCUCUUUCGUCUUUUCAACCCUCCGUGUCCUCCAUCAGCGCCUGCGUUCGGAGCAACCACGUUCGGGGCCACACCCUUCGGAGCAGCAGCAGCUGCAGGCACAGGCAGCAGAAACCCCGCCUACACGCCCACCAACGACACAGAAACCGGCACAGCGGGCCAGCUUGGCAAAUUCAUCUCCAUAUCAGCCAUGCCUGCCUACAAAAACAAGAGCCCAGAGGAGCUUCGCUGGGAGGAUUACCAGCGGGGAGACAAGGGCGGGCCGGCGCCAGCACAGGCAGGCGGAGGGCUAUUCGGCCAGCCAGCAGCAGCAGCGGCGUCUCCGUUUGGUGCCGCUGCUGCUGCCCCGGCGUUUGGCUCCACAGCUGCGAACCCGUUUGGCCAGGCGUCCACUCCGAGCCUGUUCGGCUCGGCGGCUCCGGCGUUUGGUGCGGCCGCGCCUGGCGCCACGCCCGCGUUCGGCGCGUCAACUUCCCCGUCCCUCUUCGGCUCGUCAACCCCGGCCUUCGGCGCUGCAUCCUCCCCGGCCUUCGGAGCCACAGGAGGGUCUCUUUUUGGCGCCACUGCGAGCAGCCCGUUCGGAGCAGCAGCAUCAACCCCGUCGCUCUUCGGCUCGCCUGCUGCUGCCACCGCCUCCCCCUUUGGCGCGUCCACCGGCGCGUCUCUUUUCGGAGGGACCUCGCCUUUGGGGCAAGCAGGCGCGGCGGGACAGCCUGGAGCUUCACUCUUCGGUGCCUCUUCUCCUGCCUUUGGUGCCAGCGCGUUUGGGACUCCUGGUGCUGCUGCUGCUACUCCGGCUUUUGGUGCCACGCCGUCACUCUUUGGGACCGGAGCAGCAACGGGAGGAGGGCUGUUUGGGAGUUCCACGCCUGCUGCGGGCUCGACUGGGCUUGGGUUCGGGUUUGGCACGGCCGGAGCUGCUGGUUCGGCGCCAGGGUUUGGUGCGGCAGGGGGGAGCCUGUUUGGAGGGGCGGCAGGAGCGGGCGGCACGACUGGGGCGGGGUUGUUUGGCGCAUCCACUGGUUCGGCGUUUGGGUUUGGAGGAGCGUUCCAGACCAAGCCGGCUGGACUCACUCAGUCCUCGGCGUUCCCCUCGUUUGGAGGGCUGGGAGCAUCGGCGACCACGCCUGGCUUUGGAGCAUCGCAGCCAUCCUUCGGUGGUGGGCUCUUCGGCUCCACUCCUCAGCUGGGCUCCUCUCCAUUCGGCGCCUCCCUCGGAGCGACCGCCACGGGAGGCCUGUUCGCCUGUCAGUACACAGCACAAGCACUUGGAACACCUGCAGCAGUCGGGCUGCUCCAGUCGCCCUUUGGUGUGCUCCCUGCCAUGCCCAACUUCGGCCUUGCUGCUGCAGGAGGGGUUAGAACCAGCACAGAGCUUGGCAUUUCAAGCAUGCCUGCCUCGGACCGCUAUGCUUCAGGCACGCGCGUCUCCUCCAUCCUCACGCCGCGCCGCAUCACCCCGCGCACCCGUGCGCGCAUGCACCACCCCGCCACGCGCCACUUCCACCCCGGCCGCGACACUGCCCGCGUGCCAUUCUUCUUCUCCUCUCCCUCCGACCACGACGACAUCUCCCCUGCAGUGCCGCGCGCCGACGCCCUCUUUGUCCCCCGUGACAACCCCCGCGCCCUCUUCAUCCGCCACCCUGUCGCCCCUGCUGCUGACACCGCUGCUGCUGGUGCUGCUGGUGGCGCUGACGCGGGCCCGAAUGGAAAGAGCCCUGCUGCUGCUGCUGGAGGGACGCCGGGCAAGUCAGGGUCUCCUCAGGGAUCAGACUACCAGUCGCCUCCUUCAGGGGUCUCUCCCAGGGAUGCCUUGUAUGCUCCUUCCGCUCCUCCCUACGAUUCCUCCGAGCUGAACGGCAAUGGGGGCUCGCAGUCCCCCAGGAGCCCCUCUGCUGCCCGCGCUGGCGCCACAGGCGGAGGGUUUGGGUCCGCCAUGCCGUCCCCCACUCUCUCCCCCGCCUGGAACGGCUCCUUCUCUCCGCCCUCCCCCUCUCGCCCCACCGGCACCGGUGCGAAAGGUCCCGGGAUCGAAUCCCAGCUGCCGCGAUUAAAAUCCGCGGAUUAUUUCACCGAGCCGUCGCUGUCUGCUCUAGCUGCCCUGGAGCGCUCGCUUCCAGGGUCGCUGGCGCGCGUGCGGGACUUCGUGGUGGGGCGGAAGGGGUUUGGGAGCGUGCGGUUUCUGGGGGAGACGGACGUGAGGGGGCUGGAUGUGGAGGGGAUAGUGCAGUUUCACAAGUGCGAGAUUCUGGUGUAUAUGGAUGAAGAGAGCAAGCCGCCGGUGGGGGAGGAGCUGAAUAAGCCUGCGGAGGUGACGCUGCUGCAGGUGGUGUGCGUCGAUAAGAAGACCGGCAAGGCGGUGACGGAGGGCCCGGAGGUGGAGCGGUUUGAGCGCAAGCUGAGGCGCAAGACAGCGGAGCAGGAGGCGGAGUUCCUCUCUUUCAACGCCGCCAAGGGCGAGUGGCGCUUCAAGGUGCAACACUUCAGCCGGUACGGCCUGGAGGACUCAGAUGAUGAUGAGGAGGAGGAGGAAAGGGGAAGGGGGAGAGGAGAAGGCGAAGAGGAUGGGAGAGAGGAUGAUGGGGAGUUGGGAGAGGAGGAGUAUGAGACUGACGAGGGUCUGAGUGGCGAUGGUGAUGGUGAUGGUGAUGCUGCUGAUGAUGGUAAUGGUGAUGGUGGUGGUCGUGGGAGGGUGUCAGUGCCACCUGGCGGCGUGUCACUGGACCGGGCGCUGCCAGCUCAGCUGGGGAUCGACCCAAUCAGGCUGCAGCAGAUGCGCCAGGUCAUGUUCGGCCGCAGUGCCACUGAGGAAGAUAAUGAUGGGGACGGCGAGGGGUACAAUGGUGCUGUUGCGGCGUCAGGAUUCGAAUGGACCAUCCCAAACGCGUUGCCUGGAAAAGGAACAGGAACCACAGCAGGGGGAGCAGCAGGGGCAGCGGCGGGAGCAGUAGCGGUGGCGCAGGCAGUGGCGGCGGUGGCGGUGGUGGCGACGGUGGCAGGGGAGGGGAGCAGCGGCGUGGCAGUGGAUGCAGGGCUGUUCCUCGGCCGCUCCUUUCGCGUCGGCUGGGGGCCGGGCGGAGUGCUGGUGACUCCAGGCAGGGUGCUGCCUGCUGGGAGCUUCGCCGGUGGUAACUGCGCUGCAGCAGAUGUGACAGAUGUGACUCCCAUCUCGUCCAAGAUCACUGUCACUCAGUCCCUCAGUCCAGGGGGGGCAGGGAGGGACGCCGAGCUGUCAGAAGCAGAAGCAGAGAGGGCGGCUGCUGACGCCCUUGCUGCUGCCCGGGGGAAGACUGGGCAGGGGCGGGUUGUAUCUGGGGUGGGCGUAUCUGAGCGGCAGCUGCAGCACGAGCAGGCGGUUUGGCAGCUUGUGGACGUUCUGUUCUCUGAUUGGCAGGGCAGGAGGCGCAGUGACGUCAUGCAGGGGUCUGGAGGGGUGGAGAUGGGUGGAGGGGUUGAGGGAGAUGCUGGUGAAAAGGCAGGUGAUGGUUCAGGUGGGAAGUCAGGUGAUGGGUCGAUGGAGGAGGAGGAGAGGGAUGGGGAGGUGGAGGAUGGGUAUGGGGAGAUGGAGGGGAUGAGUGGGGGUGGGCAGAAGGGUGGGAUGGAGCAAGGGGAGGGGUUGAAAGGGGCGGGAGGGGAAGCAGCACUGAACAGGCGUCUGUUUGCAGAUGAUGACGUGGAAGAGGAGGAGGAGGAGGAGGAGGAGACUCAAGGAGGUGCCGCUGCUGAUGCAACUGGUACAAAUAAACAGCCACAGUGGAUUGGGGGACCAGAAACUGCGGAGGAGGAAGAAAAGGGGAGUGAGCAGGAGGAGGAGCAGGGAGGAGUGACCGAGGAGGAGGAGGAGGAGGAGGAGGUGGAGGAGGAGGAGAGGGGUGAUGAGGAUGAGGAGGAGGCAGGGGAGGAGGAGCAGGAGGAGUACGACGAGGAGACAAUGGAAUUGUUCCGCAGAGCGGAGUUCAGCGCGUGGCUGCAGGCCGUGGUGGCACCCGCAAUCGUGCACGAACUCAACUCCCUCGCUGCCACCGCUGCAAACCCUAGCACCGCACCCAACCCUCUCACUUCCACCAGCACCUUCACGAGCAUCACGGCCACCACCAGCACUGCUACUACUGCUGCUGCAGCUUCUGCAGAUGCUGCAGCGCUGCCUCUGCGAGUGGCGUUUACAGCGCUCACAGGAAUGCAGGUGGAGACGGCAGUGGGUGCAGCUGCUCUCACAGGGGACGUGCGUCUUGCCGCCCUUCUCUCCCUUGCCCACUCCGCCCCCGCUGCCACGCGCGCCGAUGCCGCCCGCCAGCUGGCGCUCUGGGAGAGGCUGGCCGGCGGGAAGGGAGAUAGGUAUGGGGGUUCGGGGGAAGGGGCGAUUUCGUUGCAGGAGUUGGCGGAAGGGGCGUUGGUGAGUGUGGAGAGGCUAAGGCUGCUGCGGCUAGUGGCUGGGGAUGUGACUGGGGCGCUGGAGGGUCGGCCUCUGGACUGGAAGAGGCACCUCGGGCUGCUCAUGUGGUUCGGCAUGACCCCGGCCGAACCUCUAGGCUCGGUGAUUGGGGAGUUUAGGAAGAGAGCCAUAGGAGUGCUGAGGGCCAAUGAGGUGCUGCCAGCUGUGCACAUGGACUACGUGGCGCAGCUGCUAGCAGCCAACCAGCCCCACUGGGCGCUCUACUGCCUGCAGCACGUCCCGCCUUCCCGGAAGCUUCCGCGGUGGGCCCUGGAGCGUGCGUUCAGGGAGGUGCUGGCGGUGUCGUGCCCGGUGUGGGCGGCCAGUGAGGAGCAGCGCAGCUUCAUUGAAGGCCAGCUGCUCGUGCCUCGCUCGUGGAUGUGUGCCGCUCAGGCGGUGCACCACCGCUACGAGGGGCGGCGCAGCGACGAGCUGCAGUGCCUGCUGGGGAGCUUCCAGUGGGACCGUGCCCACCGCCUCUUCAUGUCCCACCUCGCUGCUGCAUGGAUUCUCUCAGAGCGGUGGGCGGAGGUGCAGCAGCUGAUGGAGGGGCUGGAGACGCAUGGGGAGGCCAUUUACGGGUGGAAAGAGGGCGGGCGGCUGCUUUUGGACUACAUGCACCUGUCUGCCGCCCUGGAAGGCCAGGCGCUUGUGCCGACCGAAGAGCUGACGGUGUCAGUGGCUGAUGGGUCAGAGGCACUGUCGGAGUUUUCCCAGCGCACGGCUCAGUCUGUGCGCACGUUCCCGCACGAUGCUGCUCGCCUGCGCAUGAUGUAUGCGCGCAUGCUCGAUUCGCUCUCUCGCUCCUUCCUCACCCACACAGCAGCAGCCACAGCUGCUGCUGCCGAUGAAGCAGCAGCAGCAGCAGCAGUCACUCCAGCAGCCGCCUCCUCUGCUCCCCUGGAUGCAGCUCUAGCUACCUCUUCCCUCCCUGCCCUCCCUCGGGAUUCCUGCCUCGCUUUCACGCGAGAGGCCGCGUCGGAGCUCGCCAGCUGGCUUGCUGAGGUGGCACCGGUGCAAUAG
Messenger RNA from Closterium sp. NIES-65, 6435 nucleotides. The record is from the annotation of a GenBank genome assembly. Lineage: Eukaryota; Viridiplantae; Streptophyta; Zygnematophyceae; Desmidiales; Closteriaceae.